AUGGCCAUCAAACCGAUUACCGGCAUGCUCAAGCGACAGAUCGUGCUCGAUCUCUCUGUUGCCAUGGGUAUUGGCGUCGUUGCCGGCUACGGCUGGUGGUACGGCUACCACGUUCCCGCCGUUCGUCACCGUGACGCUUUCUACCAGAAGCUCGAGGACGAGCGCGCAUCAGCUCUGGGCCAGAAAUAG
Bipolaris zeicola 26-R-13 is the source of this 189-nucleotide messenger RNA. RefSeq lists its product as uncharacterized. The transcript is spliced from 4 exons. The record is from RefSeq and is a predicted model, not a curated record. The coding region runs from base 1 to 189 and encodes 62 amino acids. Gene Ontology annotation, biological process: mitochondrial electron transport, cytochrome c to oxygen. NCBI's taxonomy places the organism in Eukaryota, Fungi, Ascomycota, Dothideomycetes, Pleosporales, Pleosporaceae.